Messenger RNA from Penicillium vulpinum, 1524 nucleotides. RefSeq lists its product as uncharacterized. The transcript has 2 exons. The record is from RefSeq and is a predicted model, not a curated record. NCBI's taxonomy places the organism in Eukaryota, Fungi, Ascomycota, Eurotiomycetes, Eurotiales, Aspergillaceae. The coding region runs from base 1 to 1524 and encodes 507 amino acids.
AUGGCGGUAUCAGACGAUAGCCGAGACAAUUCUCCCAUGACCUACGAGCCCGUUGUUCCUGCGGAUCUCACUCGUGCUUCUUAUCACAGCGCAAUGGGUCCUUUACCACAGCAUACCGUGCGAGAGACUCGCAGCGGGUCUGAUACGAGCAAUGCCUCCCUCAAGAGUCCACGGACUGCUCGAUUCGCCGAGGCUACAUCGAUUCACUCUCCCAUCGGUCCCACAGACGCUGGACGAUCACCUUUCGCCGACCCUCCCAAGACUCAAGCAAAGGGAGAUGUCGGAGAUGUGGGAUUCGGCUACGUGACAGCAAACAACGCCGCCCUGCAUGCGGAUGACCAGGUGCCAAUGUCACCUUUCCGGCCUGACCUGAAGGUGCCACAGACGGCCAAGUCAUUGAACCCUCUCAGUCCUACUUUCCGCGAGGAGUACAUGCUUGAGAAGCAAGAAAAGAAAGCUGAAGUCGAAAAUGCCCGAGACCUGAGAAUCAAACUCCGCGUCCGGAUUGCCAAGGUCUUCCUGCGUUUCAUCAACUUCGGCUGCAGUCUGAUUGUGUUGGCAUUGCUAGCCGUGACAUUAACUGUCUUCAACGCAACCAAGCACCUGCCUACUCGUAACAGCCUUCCUGCCUGGGCAGAGGGUACCAACCCAUGGGCUCAGUACCUUCUUCUAGGCAUGGCCUGUGUUUCCUUAGUCGCCUGUCUAGUCGUGUUCUGGGCCUACCGAAAGGGCGGCCACGGACGUGCUGAGAAGGUCGCCGUCUACUACACUGGCUUCUCGAUCGCCUUCUUUGGCGUGAACCUGAUUAUGUGGAUCGUUGGCGCCGCAGUGUACCAGCACUCCAAAUCCACAGGAGAUAAUAAGGAUAUGUGGGGAUGGUCUUGCGCGCAGAACACCCGCGAGCAGAUCUACCACAACACUAUCGACUAUGCUCUCCUUUGCCGUCUACAAGACUGGGGCCUCGUCUGUGCCAUCAUCGAAAUCGUCCUCGAACUCCUCGUGAUCUUGAUCUACGUGGUAGUCUUCUAUCGCGUCUGGAGCAAGCGCAAGCUGAUGAAGUCCAUGGACACCCGCGACAACGCUCGUUCAGAUCUAUAUCUCGCCCAGCUGCGUCUGCAAUCCGCCCCGAACACCCCCGGCUUCGCAGGCUUUGCUUCCUACCCCGGGAAGUCUCCUUUCUACGCCGCCGGCCCCGUGGACCCCUACUCGUCCGCUGAGAAGGGCAUGGCUCAACCCCAAACUACUCAGUAUGCCUCACCACGUUCGCCUACCCGCCCUAUCCCAUCAUUCCAGCUCCAGCCACCUCCUAUCAAGGUCCAGCAGCCAAGCCCGCAGAGUGCCCAACAUGAGUUUACUCCUCCUACUCAUUACUCACCGUCGCCGCCUCCCCAAAACCAGCGCAAGAGUCCGCCUGUGAAUAGGAGUAGUAGCGCUCCCGGGGAGCCCACUUAUGAUGCUGUGCCGAUUCCUGGGGCUUAUCAGAGUCCUAUGGUGCCGGUAUUCCCGCCCCCUGUACGCAAAUAA